GUGCGUGUGCGCAAACUAGCGUGAUACCCGAAGCCGCUCGCACGUUCCGCGGCUCAUCCUCGCGUGUGAUACUAAUAUCGACUUUAUAGCCAAGGGCUUAAAGAUUAGUUUACUAUACCUAUUCGAAUUUUACACGAUUCAUUUUUCGACUUUUCUGUGAUUUUUCAGUGUGUGUUGUGUGCUGUUUUCUGUAUGUAUAUUUUUUAUAAGGUCCACGCACGUGAUCCUUCUAGUGCUUGUGUUAGUGUUUCUGUGUAAGUGAAGUGAUUGUGUGUGUCCAAGAUGAUGACCCUAUACCGGACCAUUAAGGGGACGAGCACGACAAAACGGAAAAGGCGGGAACGAAGCCUAGGACCAUUUGAAUUGGCGACGGGAGGCGAAAUGGUUUCUCGACGGCGGAUACUGUCCCGGUCUCGUGACGAUCUCUCACAGGCUUUAGCUCAAGAAGAAGAGGAGGAUGUGUGGUAUCAAAAGGAUAAACUUUAUAAGGAACACAUACAAGAAGUAUUGGACAAAUGGACACAAAUAGACGACGAGAUAUGGGCCAAAGUCAUAGUUUUCGAGAAGAACCGGCGAGUGGCGAAAGCGUAUGCGCGCGCGCCUGUACUCACUAUCAACGGAUCGGACGAUGGGUUUGAUGGCAUGAGAAUCGGCCUUUGCGGGUUUGACAACCCUCACAGAGAUCAGAAAACAGAAGAAUUGAAAAAACACAUAGGACAGGGUGUUAAAAUAAAAAUGGACGACGCUGGCAAUAUACUCAUCAGGCGCUACUCGAAAAGUAGCGUGUUUGUGAAGAGUACUGCCGCUACUGCCAAUGAGGAGACGGCGAUAGGACAGGAUAUUGUGAAGCUGCCUGGCUAUGCGCUGGAACAAGAGAAAAUAUUCAAGCUGUUCGACAUGAAGAAAUUCCAAUCGAACGUGAACCGUGAGCUCCGCCGCGCUUACCCAGACCGGAGGAGACUGGAGACACAAUGCCUCAGCGCUGUGGCCUUCGUCAAGUCGGACGGGGACCUGCUGGAGUGCCCCAUAUGGGUGCUGGUGAUCAACGUCGUCGCUAUGGAUAUGCUCAAGUCGAAACUACCGCCAGUUCAAAGACCAAUGGACAUAAAGAACCGUCCUCGAAUCCCGAUACCUGAUGAAGACCCUUACAGCAUCGCAAGUUCCAACGCAAACGGAUCAGGCUCAAGCGGCAGUUCUGGCGGUUACGGUCACAACGGUCACAUUGCUCUCAACGGUCACAAUGGUCAUAACGGUCAUGGUGUUGUGGCAGCCACUAGAGAGCAAUUAAUGAUGCAAAUGGGACAGAGGAGGGGAGAGAAGCCGCCAAAACUUCCACCACGGGAGAAUGGUUACGGACCAGCUGAUAUACCUAAACCGGAUUAUGAUGACAUCGACGACCGCGUCCCAACUCAGUUCCCGAGAGGGAAAUCUGAUAAAGGAAAAGAUAACAAGAAAUACGACGACCCCUACUACUGCGGUCUGCGCGCACGCGUGCCCAACUUCGUGAAAACGGGCAAGCACGUGCUCCCGGCUAUGACGGAACGGCUCUCGCUGAAGGAGCCCGCGCCGGUGCCCAGCAAGCGGUACAGCGUGCACGCGCCGUUGCCGCACUUCGCGCCGCUGUGGGCCGCGCGCUCGUACGACAACGGAAUCGACGGCGAGCACUACGACCCGUACGCGGUGUACGGGCGGGUCCCGCAGCGCUUCCCGCCGCACGCCGCGCCUCUCCCCCCCCACCCGCACCCGCUCCCGCUCGCACACGCGCCCCUCGCGCACCCGCACGCGAGGCAGAUGUACAUUGAGGACUGGGACUGAGUGCUCAGUGCGUGUGCUGGAAUGAGGUACUCGCGCGCACACACAUACAUAUACACAGAUACACGCGCCCGCAUAAACAUAGAUACGCCACAUGUCUGUACGGAUUGAGGUACUCGUGCGCAUACAUACAUGAUACACGCGCACACAUUAACUAUGUAACACACACACAUAGAUAUAUCAUGCCACAUGUCUGUUGAGAUUGAGGUAUUAGCGCGCACUCAUAGAUAAACACGUGCGUUUACAGACACAAAUACAUACGUAAACAUACAUAGAUACGUCAUGCUACAUGUCAGUAAGAGCGGGAUUGCCGUACUCCCGUAUAUGUCAUGCCAUACGCCACUCAUAGAUAAAUACCUAGUUACAUACACAUUAAUACACACGUGAGCUUACAUACAUUGAUACGUCAUGACACAUGUUUGUUAGAAGUGAGGUAUUCGCGCUCAUAGAUACACUACACGCGCGCCCGCAUACACGUGCGUACAGACAUAUAUCACAAGUAUGUAGUGGACUGGUAUGAAGGUAGACGCGCUCAUACAUACAUACAUAACACACACGCGUGCAGAUGCAUGGAUAUGCAGACUGAGACACAUAUAAAAGACUAAGACUGACGCACAAACAUCACAUGUCCAUCGAGAACCAGAAUGUCACACACUCAAACACCAAUACAAAUACUUCUCGUCCAUUAAGAACUGGGACUGACAUACACAAAUUCAGACAAACAAACAUUCCUCGUGUCCAUAAAAACGAACACUAUAGUAUACACACACAUACAUACACACAAGCGCGCGCGUAAUGUACAUAGAAUGUAAUAUACAUUAGCGAGUUGUUAGCGUAGUUUAGUUUACAUGUCAUCACACUGCCCGAUACUCGAACUUUUUAUGUAAGUGUUGCCAGUUUUGAGACGUUAAUUGUCACUUAAGACCGUCAAUACAACUUUUUAACAAAUAAUUAAUAAAAAUAGCCAUUAUUUUGUUCAGAAUUAUUUAUGAAUCAUAAUAAACUAAACUUUUAACGUCUCAAAAGGAACACGUUCGAGUAUAAGGACGUUCGAUACAUUGAUUGUAAAUGGUUCAGCUGAACACUGCCACUUAACCGUGUUUCGUUUAGAUCGUGUAACUCUAGAUUAGAAAUAGGAUUCGUUGUUAUCGAGUUACAUUGUGGUCUUUUGACUUAUGUCAAUCCUAGUCAAUACAGGGUUGGGAAAUUUUAUGAGUUGACAACUGAUAAAUUGAUUUUGUAGUAGCGCUUUAAAUUUGUAUACCUACUUCUUUCUAUUUUUAUACUGUCUUUGUAUUCUAUUGUAAAUAUUUCAUUUUCUAUAAUUAAGGCUUUCAUAUUUUUAUAUUCAUAUACUGAUACAUCUGAUUAAUUACUUUAAUGUAAGUAGAUAUAUAAAUACUCAAUUAUUAUAAUAUUAUCUUAAUAUAGGUAUUGUAAGUAUUGAUAAUUUUGUACUUUAGGAUUUAUCCGUAUCUAGCUUAAUUAUGUAAUUUAAAUAGUAUUGGAUAUCAAUUUAUUAAUAAAUCUUUGUUUUUAUCUCUUGAUAUGCAUCUAUAAAAAUUUAUUUUAUUAAUCGAACCACAAAACUUAUACUUAUUGUCUAUUUCUAUGUUCAAUUUCAAAAUUAUUGUAUCGGAGGUGCUAGACAGGUUACCAUUUCAUUUUAUCUUAUGUGUAUAAUAGACAUAAUAAUUAUGAAUAAUACAUGAACACAGUAACACUUAAAUAAUUUAAUUAUCAGUAAUGUCAGUAUGUUAAUUUGUAACAAAACUCGUUUUUGGAUGUAUUUAUGCGAUUUUUACGAAAAAGUAGAUAAAUAUUUGAAACAAAAAUGUAUUUAUUUUCGAAAAAUGUUUGUUAAUUUUAUAUAGUAAAGUAAUUUCGCCAUCACACAAUCUAGUUUUAUUUAAUUCGUAUUUACACUAACCGUGUUGGCGAUUUUACUUUGAGUUAGUGUUAACAUCAACAACCCGACUGUAUCGCAGGGUGUUGGUUAUCAAGUAACCUAUUCUAAGGAGAAUUUGUAUGAAUUAAAUAUACAAUUAUUUUUAAAA
Colias croceus (clouded yellow) is the source of this 3869-nucleotide messenger RNA. RefSeq lists its product as uncharacterized. The record is from RefSeq and is a predicted model, not a curated record. Gene Ontology annotation, biological process: regulation of DNA-templated transcription. NCBI's taxonomy places the organism in Eukaryota, Metazoa, Arthropoda, Insecta, Lepidoptera, Pieridae. The transcript is spliced from 12 exons. Gene Ontology annotation, molecular function: protein binding. Bases 283 to 1815 code for a protein of 510 amino acids.